This is a messenger RNA of Ixodes scapularis (black-legged tick), 2321 nucleotides long. RefSeq names its product lamin Dm0-like. The transcript is spliced from 10 exons. The record is from RefSeq and is a predicted model, not a curated record. NCBI's taxonomy places the organism in Eukaryota, Metazoa, Arthropoda, Arachnida, Ixodida, Ixodidae. The coding region runs from base 1 to 1824 and encodes 607 amino acids.
AUGGCGUCGCGGAGCGUCCGCAAACAAGUCGUGACGACCACGACGACGGCGCCGUCGUCCCAGUACGUUUCGCAGCAAGACGACGCGGACAGCCCGGCGAACCCGGUGUCGCCUCGGACAUCUCGCUCGUCGGACACCAACGCCGGCGGGAGCCGCGAACGCUCGCGCUCGCCGCUCUCGGCGUCCAGGGUUUCGAGGAUUCAGGAGAAGAACGAGCUGGCCCACCUCAACGGCCGGCUGAAUGCGUACAUCGACCGCGUGCGUCACCUAGAGUCGGAAAACAGCAAGCUGACCAAACAGAUGACGAGCGAGGAGACCCGCACCCGGGAAGUCGUCAGCGUUAAAAUCAUGUACGAGCGUGAGCCUGUCGACGCACGCCGCACCAUCAACCUGACCGCAAACGAGAGGGCCAAACUGCAGCUCGACGCCAAGAAGUGGCAGACAGAGGCAGAGACCCUGCAAACGAAACUCGCCAAACGAAAACGCGAGUGGUCCGCAGCUGAGCAACAGGUCACAUCGCUCGAAUCUCAAAACGUUGACCUCCAGGGACGUCUGAAUCAGGCCCUUGCACAACUCAAGGAUCCGGAGGCAGAGCGGGACGCGAUGGCGAAGGAGCUUGAGAAGCUCCGCAAAAAGCUGGAGGCGGAGAUUCUGCGGGACGUCGAACUGCGGAACAGGGCCAAGACCCUCUCCGAAGACCUCGAUUUCCGGAAGUCCCUCUACGAGAAGGAGCUCCAGGAGGUGCGCGUGGCCAAGCAGACGGAGAUCACGGAGAUCGACGGGUGGCUGAAGGAGGGCUACGAGCUGCGCCUGGCGGACACGCUGAUGACGCUGCGAGAACAGUACGAGUCGCAGAUGCAGCUGGACCGGCAGAAAACGCAGGACAUCUACGAGAACAAGAUGCGUGACCUUCAGAGACUUCUCGAUCAGAGCUCCAGCGACAGCUCCAGCAAGAUGGAGGAGAUGCGGGCGUACAUGUCGCGCCUCGAGGGACUCAACUCCAAGAUCUCGGGGCUCGAGUGGCAGAACCUGUCCCUGACGGCCCGUGUGCGAGACCUGGAGCGUCUGCUGGACCAGGAGCGGGAGUGGCACGGCCGGGCCCUGAUGGCCAGGGAGGAAGAGAUCUCCCGGUUGUGGGCGGAGAUCGAGGACCAGCUGCGGAAGUACCAGGACCUGCUGGACAUCAAGGCGGCUCUGGACCUCGAGAUUGCCGCGUACCGCGAGCUCCUGGAGGGCGAAGAGUCCCGGCUGCACAUUACGCCCAGCGCAUCUACCAGCGGGUCUGAGAUGUACACCAGUCCGCUGCUCCGAGGCGCCAAGCGCAAGCGGACCUUCUCCCACCGAGAGGACCAGUCAAACUUCGACGUCCAGGUCUCCGCAUCCGCCAAGGGGGACCUGGAGAUCACGGACCACUGCCCAGACGGAAAAUACGUCAUCAUAAAGAACAAGGGCACGAAGGAGAUUCCAUUGGCUGGCUGGCGGAUCGACCGCAGGUCCGGCAACGAUGACUUCACCUUCCGGUUCCACCGGAACCACAUCAUCCAACCGGGAACCACCAUCACGGUAUGGAGCUCCGACGCCGGUGCAGCACACAGCCCUCCGUCGGACCUGGUCAUGCGCAACCAGCAGUGGCCCCACGUUGAACAGAUGCGCACUGCCUUGCUCAGCGCUGAUGGGGAGGAGGUGGCCUUUCGGGAAAACCGGCGGCGUCAGUUCACGCGCCUCUCGGAAAGGUCGUCCGGCGCAGGAGGAUAUUCGACGGGGCGUGAGCCCCUUUUCCACGAGCACGAUCCCAACGAGCCCAACCGCUGCUGCGUGAUGUAAAGAGGCAAGAAAAAAAUGAAAAAAGUCAUUAGAGUGGCGGAACCUUAGUGCCAUUUAUUUUAUUGGUUAUAUUCCUUUUGCCUUUCUCUGUACUUCUCUCUUGACCCACCUGUUUGUGACUGCAGUUGUUUUAUCCUUAAAAGAAAGAAAAACAGAAUAGCUUAACGUGUCCCCACAUAACCUGUCUAAAGCAUUUCUGUAACUUGUUAACUUCAUAUUCUAACCCCUUUGUGUGCGUGCUUUUGUUGCUGUCGUUUCAUGACGCAUGUAACCUACAUCAUGUUACAUUAAAGUGCUGUCUUGUUCGUAGUGUAGUGCUUGUUCGUUUAGUUUUGUGGACAGGGGAACCACAUUACUUGCAGCAAACCUUGCGUGGUGUUUGCUAUGGUUUUUCCAAACUUUUUUCCUGUGUUGGAGAUAAAACCUUCAGUUUUUAAACCUUAAUCGCUUUAGAAAAAGGGUGUAACUGCAACAUCACUGCAAUAGGUUUCGGGAGG